Molecule: messenger RNA, 2055 nt
Organism: Corylus avellana
Lineage: Eukaryota; Viridiplantae; Streptophyta; Magnoliopsida; Fagales; Betulaceae
Product: cytochrome P450 77A1
Molecular function (GO): oxidoreductase activity, acting on paired donors, with incorporation or reduction of molecular oxygen; monooxygenase activity; iron ion binding
Source: RefSeq, a predicted model, not a curated record
CACUUAUUCAAUUCAAAAUCCCUUCUGAAAGAACAUUUUUGGAAUCCAACAAAAGGGAAUCUAGUCAACACCACCAUGUGCAUCCGUGCUCUAAAAAGUAAAUACACCCGAGAAAUUAUUAAAUUCCACUCGUUUCCGUCGACCAAACGCUCAUCAUUCACUCCCCCGGCCUCCCAACCAACUCUUCUCCCUCCUACAUAAAACUAAAACUACCCUCCCUUUCAUUUGUACCACCUCCUUAAUUUCCUCUUCUGAUCUGAGAAUGGCAUUCACCGACCUCCUUAUCCUCUUCUUCGCUCUUCUCUUUCUCCGCUUCUGGUGGCGUUACUGGUCCGUCACCGGCGGUGGUCCCAAAAAUCUGCCGCCGGGGCCGCCCGGCUGGCCUAUUGUGGGUAAUCUCGGCCAAGUCAUUCUCCAACGCCGUCAUUUCGUCUUCACAGUACGCGAUCAUCUACGUGCAAAAUACGGCCCAAUCUUCACAAUGCAAAUGGGCCAACGCACGCUCGUCAUAGUCACCAGCUCCGACCUCAUCCACGAGGCCCUGGUGCAGAGAGGCCCGGCGUUCGCCAGCCGGCCGGAGGACUCGCCGAUCCGGCUCUUGUUUAGCGUCGGGAAAUGUGCGAUUAACUCCGCCGAGUACGGGCCGCUCUGGAGGACUCUCCGCCGUAACUUCGUGACGGAGCUGAUAAACCCUGCGAGAGUAAAGCAGUGCAGUUGGGUACGGAAAUGGGCGCUCGAAAAUCACAUGAAGAGGCUCCGGAGAGAGGCCUCGGAGAAAGGGUUCGUCGAGGUGAUGAGCAACUGUAGGCUAACCAUAUGCAGCGUCCUCAUCUGCCUUUGCUUCGGCGCAAAGAUCUCCGAAGAUGAGAUCAAGAAGAUCGAGAGCGUGCUAAAGGAGGUGAUGUUGAUCACAUUACCCAAGCUCCCGGAUUUCUUUCCAGUCCUCACUCCCUUGUUCCGUAAGCAACUCAGACAAGCCAAGGCGCUAAGAAACAAACAGUUGGAGUGCUUGAUUCCGCUCGUGAGAAAUAGAAAGGCUUUCGUGGAGAGCGGUGGGAAUGGCGGUCCGGAGAUGGCGAGCCCCGUCGGCGCCGCCUAUAUAGACUCGCUUUUCGGGUUGGAUGCGCCGGGUCGGGGCAAGUUGGGAGAAGAAGAGCUCGUGACGCUUUGCUCGGAGGCGAUCAACGCCGGGACGGACACGAGCGCUACUACUUUGGAGUGGGCUUUGCUUCACUUGGUGCUGGAUCAAGAGAUUCAAGAAAAGCUGUACAAGGAAAUCGUUGAGCACGUGGGAAAAGAUGGGCUCGUCACUGAGAGCGACGUGGAGAAAAUGAGCUACCUCGGUGCGGUGGUCAAAGAGACUUUCCGGCGACACCCACCGGGCCAUUUCCUCCUCUCUCACGCAGUCACGGAGGAGACGAAGCUCGGAGGGUACACCAUUCCGGAAAACGCGAGCGUAGAGUUCUACACAUCAUGGGUGGCGGAGGACCCGGCUCUUUGGGAUGACCCGGGUAAGUUCCGACCCGAGAGGUUCUUGGUGGGUGAUGGGGUCGACGUGGACGUGACGGGGACGAGGGCGAUGAGGAUGCUGCCGUUCGGGGCCGGCCGGCGGAUUUGUCCGGCACUGACGCUGGGGACUCUGCACGUGCUCCUGUCGCUGGCGAGGAUGGUGCAUGCUUUCAAGUGGUUGCCGGUUCCCGGAGCCCCACCCAGCCCGGCUGAGACUUUUGCUUUCACUGUUGUGAUGAAGGACCCUCUCAAGGCUGUGAUCUUGCCAAGGGUGUGAAUUGGGUAAUGCCCUCGGGACUUGUGAGAGCUAAUUUUGGUCUAUUGGGAUUUGAGAUGCCUUUAAUAAAUCUUAAUUAACUAGUUUCCUUAUAUAUAUAUAUUAUGAGUGGUAGAAUGAAGGUUGAAUUAAUCCUUAUUUUGAAACCCUAAAGUGCAUUCUAAUUAGUGUUUUUGUGAGGAGAAUGUAUGUUUGUUAAAAUUUCUGUCGUCUAAUUUUUUGUUUUCCAUCCGUAUAAUGAAUGGACGAAUCCAGCAUUGAAUUUCUGA